CUGUACAGCUGAAUUGAUUACCAGAGACGUAUACGAUUCGCAAUGUCGGAUGCCACAGCAUGUGCCGAGACAUUUGCGUCUGGUCGGUACUCAAAGCGCAAGAGAACCCAAGUGGCAUACCGUCUGGACGAGCUCGACUACUCGGACACAGAAUCUGACUUUGCCAGCCCGCCAGCAAAGAAGCCCAAAGCCAAAGCAUGGAGAAGCCGGCCCCUUGCCAAGCAGAGCAUUUUUCCAUUUCUGCAACUCCCUGCCGAGAUCCGCAACACAAUCUAUGAAUACACGCUCUGCGACGACUUUGGCAUCAAUCUCCUGGGCACAUUCAAGCACAGACGGCGCACCGUCGGACGCAUAUCAGCGUCGUUGAUGGCCCAGGCAUCGAAAAGUGACAACGUCUGGGCGUCUCGACGUCUCAACAACCAGUUGCUCGCAUGCGACGAGGAGCCGUCCAUGACGCCUGUUGUUCCGCUUGUCCCCUCACUCCUUGCAGUCAACAGGCAAAUCCACCUCGAGGCCGUCGACAUGUUGUACGGCAACGAGUUUGUAUUUGCAGACAGCUUCGCUCUCUACUCGUUCCUACUCAAUAUAGGGCCUGCACGCGCAAAGCACCUCAAGCGGCUCCGUCUGCUCAGCUUCGCCGAAGGCCGCGGCAUGAAAGGAUAUAACCAUUCGUGUUUUGCCGUGCUGGCCUGGGCCACCAAUCUAUCUGCUUUCCACAUCAAUACGCACAUGGGUGGGUACCGCGUUGCCGAUGACGGCGCAGGCCAACUGUACCGCGAUGCGUUUCCCUGGCUCGAAGCCGUGGGUGCCGCAAAAGGAAAAGCAGAUGCUGCGUUGGAUGUCUUGCACCUUGGCGAAGAUUGCUUCCAAGGCCACAGGUGGGGACGCAAUAUCAAUGCUAGUGUCGAGGAUGGCUAUGAGGACAGGGAAGCCAGAUUCAAGGAGGCGUUGAGGAAGUGUCUGGAUAAGCAUCGACAGAAACUCAUGGCGCCGUCUGGGGGUAGCAAGAAGAAAUAGAAGAAUAACAUCAGGGCGGAAUAGGGACUUGGCUGGUG
Exserohilum turcica Et28A is the source of this 1055-nucleotide messenger RNA. RefSeq lists its product as uncharacterized. The coding region runs from base 43 to 1017 and encodes 324 amino acids. The transcript has 2 exons. The record is from RefSeq and is a predicted model, not a curated record. Lineage: Eukaryota; Fungi; Ascomycota; Dothideomycetes; Pleosporales; Pleosporaceae.